Molecule: messenger RNA, 2296 nt
Organism: Hordeum vulgare subsp. vulgare (domesticated barley)
Lineage: Eukaryota; Viridiplantae; Streptophyta; Magnoliopsida; Poales; Poaceae
Product: putative disease resistance protein At3g14460
Exons: 1
Coding region: 112-1584 (490 amino acids)
Source: RefSeq, a predicted model, not a curated record
CUCACGCAUGGAGCAGUAUCUAUUUUGCGAGUCUCUUCAAGAUUUGGCAGAGACCAGACUAGUCAAAUUUGUUCACACGCAAACGAGCAGCGUACCUCAUCAACCCCGGCCAUGGAGGUUGCCAUAUCUGCAGUUGCAGGUGAAAUUGUGAGUCGGUUCAUCACCUUCCUGAUGAACAAGUACCACUCCUCCAGCCAUGGACAGUCAGAGGAGAAGGUGGUGGAGAGGUUGCAACAUCUCCUGAUGAGAGCUGGCACCAUCAUCGAGGAGGCGGAUGCUCGGUACAUAACCAACUCCGGGAUGAUGAUGCAGCUCAAGGUGCUCUCAGAGGCCAUGUACCGAGGUCACCGUCUGCUUGAUGCAUCGAGGUACCGAGCACUUGAAGACGGCGCAGGCUUCGACGAGGUUAGCAGCAACGACCCAUCUACCAGUAGUUUGUAUUUUGCCAUUCCCCUCAAGCGUUCUAGAACAGCAAAAGAGGAAGACAACAAGGCCAUGCGCCUCGGAUCGCAUGGUGUCUUGGAAAACUUAGAGAUUGCUGUUGCUAACAUGGCCGAAUUUGUUGUGCUUCUGGGGGGAUGUGAGCGCAUGUCUCGACGGCCAUAUGAUGUUUACCUUUACACCGAUAACUUCAUGUUCAGCCGACACGCUGAGAAGCAAAAGCUCCUGAGCUUCUUGUUGGAGCACAACAACGCUCCUUUUGAUCAUGCACCGGCCGUUAUUCCAAUCAUAGGCGGUGUCGCGGUUGGGAAGAAAACUUUGGUUGCCCAUGUGUGUGGCGACGAAAGGGUUCGCUCACGCUUCUCCUCUAUUUUGCACUUGAAUGGAGACAGCCAUUUGAGCGUGCUUGACGAUGGAAAGACCGUGUUCGGGAAGACAACGCUGGUAGUUAUUGAGUUUGCUUCUGAUGUAGGUGACGAUGACUGGGAAAAAUUUCAGCCGUUUUUCAGAAGAAUGGGCAGAGGAAGCAAGAUCAUCAUCGUAAGCAAACUAAAAAGACUAGCCCGGUUUGGAUCGGUGAAGCCAAUUUCCCUUAGCGUUCUAUCUUACGAUGAGCUGAGGUACCUUUUCAAGACGCUGGCAUUUGGAAGCGAAGACCCGGCAGAACAUCCGCGUCUAGCACAAAUAGCAGAUGAAAUCGCCAAGGUGCUGCACAGUGUGCAAGGUUCCCUCGUGGAAGCAAAUGUGUUUGCGAAUGUGCUGAGAAGGAACCUCGAUGUCCAGUUCUGGCGUUGCAUACUGAACAAGGGGAUAAGGCUGGUGAAAAGAAACCUCUCCAUAUAUGGCGUGCACCCAACCCUGCUUAUAGAACAAGGCCAUCCGGUGGACAUAACGGACCUCGCCUCGCAUCCACUUAGCAUGAUACCGUAUAAAAUCAAGGAGGAAUCGCCGAGUGUGUCGUUAGGGGCACUUGUAGCAGACCCUAGCGUCAGGCCGGAAGGGGACUUCACUCUAAUCGCAUGGGAAUCAAGGAUACCGCCUCAUAAAUCAUUUGUUCGUUAUGUCACAAGUCGUGCUCAGGAUGCACAUGAAGGUGGCAGUCCCUUGCCGGGGAGGAGGAAGCGUCGAGGAGUGCCAUUGUAAUUUUGAUUCAGACUAGUGUAAUGUGGUUCUAGUUUUGAUUCAGACUAGUGUAAUGUGACAUUCUAAUUUUGCUUCAGGCUAGUGUAAUGUGAUAUUCUAAUUUUGCUUCAGGCUAGUGUAAUGUGAUAUUCUAAUUUUGCUUCAGGCUAGUGUAAUGUUGCUUCAGACUAGUGUAAUGUGAUAUUCUAAUUUUGCUUCAGGCUAGUGUAAUGUUGCUUCAGACUAGUGUAAUCUGUAACUCUUGUCCUAUACUUUUGAUAUGUUGUGAAUGGAUGUGUUCAUGCAUACUGAUUAACUAUUACCAGGCCCUGUUUCUUUCAGCUUUGAAAGAACAGGAUCUGAAACAAACAGCCAUUGUAGAACUGCUUUCAGAAAAUCAGCAAAAAUCCACAAUUGAACAAACAUGGCCAAAUUUAUCAGAUCUGAUGACACCUCCUUCUCUUCUUAGAUAUAUAUAGCGAACUCAACAGACGCCGUCAUCUAAAGUGUCAGAUCAGAUGCCUAGCUACUGCUACCACUCCCCACUAUCACUAGCUCGUCGUCUCGGUGUUUACUGACGAAGCAUAAACUGAACUAACAAGAAAGUGGUCCUGAUUAGCAUUUGCAGUUGCAGUUGCAGUUACAGACUUACAGGACACUAUUAGAUCAAGAGGUCUGCUUAGCUAGGUACCCCAUAAAAAUCAGUAGAUUUGGCGAGAUUACGGACACUGGA